AUGACUUCCGUCAAUACGCCCGAGGAGCAGGCCAUCGCCUUCCUUCUGACCUGUGUGGAGAACUCCCAGAAGGGCAAGAUCAACUGGGACAACGUGUCACUCGAUAUCGGCGUCAAUAUGACAGCCGAGGCUGCGAAAUACUACUUCAGCAUUGUAAAGAAUGCCAAAGAGUUUGAGCGCUCUGACAAAUAUCCCGAACUUCUUGGAGACCCUUCCUGGCUGUCCGUCACGGCCGAUGAUGCUGAGAUUCCCAUCAUCAUUGUCGAAGGCCGAAAUGAUAUCAUUGAUUAG
This is a messenger RNA of Penicillium mononematosum, 291 nucleotides long. RefSeq lists its product as uncharacterized. NCBI's taxonomy places the organism in Eukaryota, Fungi, Ascomycota, Eurotiomycetes, Eurotiales, Aspergillaceae. The coding region runs from base 1 to 291 and encodes 96 amino acids. The record is from RefSeq and is a predicted model, not a curated record. The transcript has 3 exons.